This is a messenger RNA of Carlito syrichta (Philippine tarsier), 2262 nucleotides long. RefSeq names its product presenilin 2 (gene PSEN2). Bases 358 to 1701 code for a protein of 447 amino acids. Lineage: Eukaryota; Metazoa; Chordata; Mammalia; Primates; Tarsiidae. The transcript has 12 exons. The record is from RefSeq and is a predicted model, not a curated record. Gene Ontology annotation, biological process: intracellular signal transduction; membrane protein ectodomain proteolysis; amyloid-beta metabolic process. Gene Ontology annotation, molecular function: aspartic endopeptidase activity, intramembrane cleaving. Gene Ontology annotation, cellular component: ciliary rootlet; growth cone; cell surface.
AUCAGGCAUUUACAACGGUGAGGAGGCACCCAGAAUCAAGAUUUUGAAGCCGAAGGAACCUGAAACAGAAGCCAGUUCCUAUCCCGAAUUUUACUGAUGAAGAAAUUGAGCCCACGGAGCUAAAGUGAUUUUGCCCAAGGUCGCCCAGGGAAGACUGUGGGACUUCCCAGGAGUCAUGAGAGCACUGGGAGGUAGCUGUAUGACCGUAGAAAGUGACCUGUUUAAAACCAACGCCACCCUCUGUGAAAGCCAGGGAGCAUUGUUCAUUUAGCCAGCUGGGAGAAAGAAACCAGGUGUCCUGGAUCCAAACCUUUUUCUGUGGCGCCAAGUGUUUGUGGUACCUCCUGAGGCAGGGCCAUGCUCACAUUCAUGGCCUCUGACAGUGAGGAAGAAGCAUGCGAUGAGCGGACGUCCCUGAUGUCGGCCGAGAGCCCCACACCACGCUCCUGCCAGGAGGGCAGACAGGGUGCUGAGGAUGGAGAGAAUGCUGCCCAGUGGAGAAGCCAGGAUAGCGAGGAGGAUGGCGAGGAGGACCCUGACCAUGUCUGCAGUGGGGUUCCCGGGCGGCCACCGGGCCUGGAGGAAGAGCUGACCCUCAAGUACGGGGCAAAGCACGUGAUCAUGCUGUUUGUGCCUGUCACUCUGUGCAUGAUCGUGGUGGUGGCCACUAUCAAGUCCGUGCGCUUCUACACAGAGAAGAAUGGACAGCUCAUCUACACACCAUUCACCGAGGACACACCAUCAGUGGGCCAGCGCCUCCUCAACUCCGUGCUGAACACUCUCAUCAUGAUCAGUGUCAUUGUGGUCAUGACCAUCUUCCUGGUGGUGCUCUACAAGUACCGCUGCUACAAGUUCAUCCACGGCUGGUUGAUCAUGUCAUCCCUGAUGUUGCUAUUCCUCUUCACCUAUAUCUACCUCGGGGAAGUGCUCAAGACCUACAACGUGGCCAUGGACUACCCUACCCUCUUCCUGACCGUCUGGAACUUCGGGGCGGUGGGCAUGGUGUGCAUCCAUUGGAAGGGCCCCCUAGUUCUGCAGCAGGCCUACCUCAUCAUGAUUAGUGCACUCAUGGCCUUGGUGUUCAUCAAGUACCUCCCAGAAUGGUCUGCGUGGGUCAUCCUGGGUGCCAUCUCUGUGUACGACCUUGUUGCCGUGCUAUGUCCCAAAGGGCCACUGAGAAUGCUGGUGGAAACUGCUCAGGAGAGAAACGAGCCCAUAUUCCCUGCUCUGAUAUAUUCAUCUGCCAUGGUGUGGACAGUGGGCAUGGCAAAGCUGGACCCUUCCUCUCAGGGAGCCCUCCAGCUCCCCUAUGACCCAGAGAUGGAAGAAGACUCCUAUGACAGUUUUGGGGAGCCCUCCUACCCUGAAGUCUUCGAGCCCCCCCUGACUGGCUACCCAGGAGAGGAGUUGGAGGAAGAGGAGGAAAGAGGCGUGAAGCUUGGUCUCGGAGACUUCAUCUUCUACAGUGUGCUGGUGGGCAAGGCGGCGGCCACUGGCAGUGGGGACUGGAACACCACGUUGGCCUGCUUUGUGGCCAUUCUCAUCGGUUUGUGUCUGACCCUCCUGCUGCUUGCUGUGUUCAAGAAAGCGCUGCCCGCCCUCCCCAUCUCCAUCACGUUCGGGCUUAUCUUUUACUUCUCCACGGACAACCUGGUGCGGCCAUUCAUGGACACUCUGGCCUCUCAUCAGCUCUACAUCUGAGGGACUUGGGACAUUGUGGGCUGGAAGCUGCAGGAAAUUUUAACUGGAUUCAGUUGUAUAGUUUUACACUCUAGUGCCAUAUAUUUUUAAGAGUUUUCUUUCCUUAAAAAAAUAUAUAUGUGUGUUUACUUCAUGAAGAGGAAGCAGAACGAGCUUUUUGGUGCUAGCUGUUUUGUCACCAGACUUUGGCUCACCCCUCUAUGAGUGCCUGACUUCACUGACAGGAAGCACAUCAGGUUUAUACGGAUGCACUGAGAAGGUCAGGUAGUGUGGGAGGGGUGGGAAGAAGAAUGUCUGGGAUGUUGUCUCGAGGGCCGAGGUGCAGGACGACGGGCAUCUGUUGGGGACCAGAAGAACGAGCUCAGGAACUGCGCCCAGCACCUGGUCACUGUGGCUGGAGAAGAAACUCCAGUGCCCUGUAGGGAACGUUCCCAGUGCUAUGUCUGUGCGUUGUCGUUAUUUUAUUACCUUUAGAAUCUGAGUCUUGUUCCUGUUUCAGCAGUCAUACUGCUGGGAAGUGACCUAAUGUUAAUAUUAAUAAACAGAUGAGUCCUGAUGGAA